Tigriopus californicus is the source of this 2154-nucleotide messenger RNA. RefSeq lists its product as uncharacterized. The coding region runs from base 428 to 1789 and encodes 453 amino acids. Lineage: Eukaryota; Metazoa; Arthropoda; Copepoda; Harpacticoida; Harpacticidae. The transcript is spliced from 4 exons. The record is from RefSeq and is a predicted model, not a curated record.
GAUUAAGGUGUUCGCUCGUCAAAAUCUCAAGUUUAGAAGCAAGAGACGGCGUUGAAAUAGCAGCGCCAAUAGACUUUCCCGUGGCUAUUGCCUCGUCGUUCCAAACCGCUCUGAAAAAGAAGAACACGAAUGACAUUGACUAGGCCUUAAAUAUAGUUUGUGGCUUGUUAUUAAGUAUAUGAUAUCUGGCAUCCCAAAUCACUCGUACGAGUACAUUAAUGACUACCAAGAAAUUCCAAGAGAGGAAGUCGUCGUCACACCAAAGAAGCAUUGAUGGCUACAGAGAUUACCCCUGCGGGACUCCUUCUGCGAGAGCUGUUGGGCCAACUUAUCUAUUAUUCCCCCUAGUCAUAUCGUCAGUUUCAAGUUGGAUUCAAGUCAGGAACCAUGUGCGUCCAAGAGACAAGAUGAACUCCACCGACCCAAGAUGGUGCCAACCAAUCCGAAUCGACGAGUGACCCUCGAGUGUCUCCUAGUGGGGCUCACGUUCAUUGACAUUUGUGCCGGGAUCUUGAGCGAAUACGUCCCGGACUGUGCCCGACCCGGCGUCAAUUUUGGGGCCGGAGUCGGGGCCAUCGCCGGAGGAGCCACCAGCAUGGCUGCCCUGACAGGCACAGGGGUGGGCGGCAUCUCGUUACUGACUUGCCCAACGCUAGCCGUUAAUAGCAUCAUUGGCACCGGUGGGGCGCUACUAGGGGGUCCCAUGGCUACUUUGGGCGGGGUGGCGGCUGGCAUGAUUAUGGGCAGUAUUGCGGGAGCCAGCACCAAUGGCUACGUUCAUUGCCGACGACUUGAGAUCAAAGAGGCCAAGCGGGCCACCAAAUUCUACAUCGAUCACCAUCCAGAUGGUCACAAAUUGCAAGGUUUGAAACAGAGCUAUGAGCAAUUCUUCCAACCUCAGUCCAAGUUCCAAUAUCGGGAACGGGAACCGCUCUAUUUUCGGCUGAACACCAAACCCCCGAUCUCAUAUGAUUCUCCCCAGCCUUAUCAUCUACCGCUGAGCCAUUCCUACGAACAUUCGGUUCAUCCACCACUUUCAGAGAGCGUCAACCACAACCACCACCACCAUAUCCGCCACGAAGACGAACACGAGGAUGAUCAUGAUCAUGACGUUGGGGCCCCUCACCGGGGUCAUCCAGGCUUGUCGUCGUCUUCGGACUCGUUGAUCUUAUCGUCGGUGUCACCCGUGUCGUCAGCACCGCUUUUGGAAUCCUCACCAUCUUCCCCUGCUGAAUCAGACUCGACGGCACCGAGCAAUAAUAACAGUUCUAGUCCACUCAGCAAUCACUAUCCCGUCAUCGAUCCGAGCUCGUUGCGACAGGAAUUGUUGAACGUUGUGCAAUUGACACUUCGAGAUGUGAUCAAGAGCAGCAGUGAGCAACCAGUGACGGCGACAAGUCAAGAUCUGGCCCGAUCCCCGAACAAAUCCAAAACCAGAUGGAAAUGGUCGGAUGGCGGCGGCGAAUCAGCCCACAGCUCCUCCAACUCUGACGAAAUCGAUGAGGUCAUGAUGCAGGAGCUCUCAGAGGUACAUCAUUCUCAAUCCAAUCAUGCUUUUUCCCUGCCAAUCAUGCCUCGCUUUCAAAAUCAGGCCUUCCGGCCUUCCCAAGUCCAAGGCCCGUUCCGAUCUGGUCCCGAAAUUCACGGGGAACCCAACCUCCAAGCAUUCGACCCAAUAGCCUUUCGAGGUCGCUCUAAUCCUCCGGAUCUGUUCAGCUAUUUUCAGAGACAACCGAAGACGCAACAGUUCCUGGAAAUCAAAAUCCCGCCCACUUCUCAUGAUGAAUAAUGCGAGCAAUGGGGAAUCGAUCAUCCAUUCAAUGGAAGUGGGGAAAAUGCUUACGCAAUUUGCGGUUUGCACAAGACGACCACUGGUUUCGUAUUGGGCAGAGAACAAGCCGGAUUUGCAAGCAAACCGGAUAACCAAUAACCAAAGUGAAUUGCAUACAAAAUAUGUGGAACUGAAAAUAAAACCGACGAGUUGGAUCUGGGCUCUGAUCACCAUGAAUAGUAGUAGCCUUAUCAAUAGUGGAAGACGACACUGCACUCGAGAAAUGCACAUAAUUUGAAAUACGACAGUUUUUCUACUUGGUUUUCGAGCAAAAAUUGAUGCUUGGCGCCUUCGCAAUGAGAUUGAUUCUUCCAUUCAUUGCA